Apaloderma vittatum (bar-tailed trogon) is the source of this 1101-nucleotide messenger RNA. It is a transcript of the gene CTSE, whose product is annotated as cathepsin E. Gene Ontology annotation, cellular component: endosome. Gene Ontology annotation, biological process: proteolysis. Gene Ontology annotation, molecular function: aspartic-type endopeptidase activity. NCBI's taxonomy places the organism in Eukaryota, Metazoa, Chordata, Aves, Trogoniformes, Trogonidae. The record is from RefSeq and is a predicted model, not a curated record.
AUGGCGACGGCAGGAAUGAGCCCACAUGAGGUUCCGGUGACCCUGACACGUCGCCGCUCUCUGCGGAAGGUGCUGCGGGACCGUGGGCAGCUCUCCCACUUCUGGAAAGCCCAGAAGCUCGAUGUGGUCCAGUACAGCGAGCAGGGCGCGGCCUUCAGGAAGAUGACGGAGCCCCUCAUCAACUACCUGGAUCCCGCUGCCCUCCCCAGUCUUGGCAACGCGGCGGGGAGGCAGAUUUCCUCCAAAGCUAACACGUAUCGCACGCCUGAACAUGCCAAGUUUCAGCCGACACAGUCCAGCACGUACCAGCUGGUCGGGACCCCCUUCUCCAUCCGCUACGGGACGGGCAGUUUGACGGGGGUCAUCGGAUCCGACCAAGUAGUCAUCGAGGGUCUCACCGUGAGCAACCAGCAGUUUGCAGAGAGCAUCAGCGAGCCAGGAAAAGCUUUCGUGGAUGCCGAGUUCGACGGGAUCCUGGGGCUGGCUUACCCCUCGCUGGCCGUGGAUGGGGUCACCCCUGUCUUUGAUAACAUGAUGGCACAAAACCUGGUGGAGCUGCCCAUAUUCUCUGUCUACAUGAGCGCGAACACCGAAUCCUCCCUAGGAGGAGAGUUGCUCUUUGGUGGCUUUGACACCUCUCGCUUCACGGGGACCCUGAACUGGGUGCCGGUCACCCAGCAAGGGUACUGGCAGAUCCAGGUGGACAACAUCCAGGUGGGCGGGACAGUGGUUUUCUGCGAGAACAGCUGCCAGGCCAUCGUGGACACCGGGACGUCGCUCCUCUCAGGUCCCACCACGGAUAUAAAAGAAAUGCAAAGCUAUAUCGGUGCCACACUUGUGGAUGGGGUGUACGCCGUGGAGUGCAGCAACCUCAACUUGAUGCCCGACGUGACCUUCACCAUUAACGGGCUCCCCUACACGCUCAACGCCCAGGCCUACACCCUCAUGGAGUACAGCGACGGCAUGACCUUCUGCACCAGCGGCUUCCAAGGGAUGGACGUGUACCCUCCCCCCGGACCCGGUGACGUUUUCAUCCGUCAGUUUUACUCCGUGUUUGACCGUGGUAAUAACAGGGUGGGGUUGGCCCCGGCCGUCCAGUAG